Messenger RNA from Fragaria vesca subsp. vesca, 1455 nucleotides. RefSeq names its product histidine protein methyltransferase 1 homolog. The transcript is spliced from 9 exons. Lineage: Eukaryota; Viridiplantae; Streptophyta; Magnoliopsida; Rosales; Rosaceae. The record is from RefSeq and is a predicted model, not a curated record. Bases 29 to 934 code for a protein of 301 amino acids.
UCAGCAGAGACCAGAAGAGCAGACAGCAAUGGAGUCUGAGAAACCAAGUUUCGAACCGUUCCGGCUAUUCUCAUCAUCAGGGUCAGGAUUAUUCGACCAACCAGAGCCCCCUCUUCCUCCUCCACCUCCUUGUGUCGAAGUGCUUCCCUCUCAGAAAUCGCCGUCUGGGAAGUUCACUGUGGAGCCGGUUGAAUUGGGUGGACUUACAUUGCUCAAGGGCCGAGUUAGUACUCAAGAGGUUUUUACGCUAUCCAACUCCGAUUUAGUUCCGGGGAAAUAUGAAGGGGGACUAAAGCUAUGGGAAGGUUCACUUGAUCUAGUAAAAGCUCUUAGCUCUGAAGUUCAAAAUGGACAUCUAUCAUUUGCUGGUAAACGAGUUUUAGAGCUUGGCUGUGGUCAUGGACUUCCCGGUAUCGUUGCUUGCAUUGAGGGUGCAGCUGCUAUUCAUUUCCAGGACUUCAAUGCUGAGGUCCUGCAAUGUCUCACAAUACCCAAUGUAAAUGCAAAUGUUCCAAGCUUCCAACCUCCAGCAUUGCAAGAGACAAAGUGUGAUACAGGGAUGGAAAUUCGUUUUUUUGCUGGGGACUGGUGUGAAGUCCAUAACCUUCUUCCCUAUGCACAAAACAAUGAGAAGGAUGUUAAUGUUAGUUCAGGGCAAAAUCCAGAUCCUCACUAUGAUAUUAUUUUAAUGGCAGAGACAGUUUACUCAAUCUCCACCCUGCAACAUCUCUAUGAACUCAUAAAGAAGUGCAUCACCCGUCCUCAUGGUGUAGUCUACUUGGCAGCCAAGAAGCAUUAUUUUGGAGUAGGAGGGGGAACUCGAAGGUUCCUAUCAGUGGUGGAGAAAGAUGGUGUUCUGGUUUCUAGUAUGGUCGCUGAAGUUGCAGAUGGCUCGUCUAAUGUCAGAGAGGUGUGGAAGCUUUCAUUUAAGUAGGCUUGGGGUUCAUGUCAAUUCAGCGCUUCGAUCAGUGCCUUUGCUUUGUAACCUCCUGCUUGAUCACUCAACAUAAUAAUCUUACAAGCCCCUUAAAAUUGAGGUCAAGCUACCCUUUCUUCUGUCUUUUGCUUUCAGUCUCCUCCCCUAGUGGACCAUUUUGCCACUUACCUGCUAUAUAUAGAAUUAAUUCAACAAUUGUAAGUCUAAAUUGCAGCAUCACGAAUGUAGAGCAUGUUUUGGUUACACUGAUUAGAUGAUUUUGUUGUCUUAUCCUCACCCUUUUUCAUUUCCCCUAUUACUCUUCAUUGAUGCUCCAUCUAAUGCUAAUCGUUGAUUCAUGUGAAACCCUGCAGUCAUCUAGGUAUGGUUAUGCUCUUUGGUUGAUUGGUUUUCUUCUUCUUUUUUUUAUUUCUGGAUCUUUUGUUUUUGUUUCCUUCACUUUUAUUGCUGGUAAAUUAGAGUUUAGCUGAGGGCUGAACUUUAUUCGUGGCAAUUAUCAUUAUUGUAUCGUGUCCUUU